CAGUCGGUUGGAGUUCAGGCUGGCACUCACACUAUGCUGUAGACCUGUUACAACCCUGAUUUGUGCGAUUUGUCCCCAAAGACUGUUUUUUUUUCUAAUUGAAUUUUAAUCUGAAGCAAGUGGAGCAUGUCUGACCACAGUGAGCAGGACUCCUACACGGAGGAGAUCGACGAGGAUGAAAUUCUGGCAGGCCUUUCAGCCGAAGAGCUCAAGGAACUCCAGAGUGAGAUGGACGUGAUCGCCCCUGACGAGAGAGUGCCCGUGGGCAUGAGACAAAAAGACGCUUCGCAUAAAUCUGUGGCUAAAGAAAACUCAGAAUCUGAGGAAGAGGAGGAGAUUGAUGAAGAUGAAAUUCUGGCGGGUCUCUCUGCCGAGGAGCUCAAGCAGCUGCAGAGCGAGAUGGACGUGAUCGCCCCUGACGAGAGAGUGCCGGUGGGGAUGAGACAGAAGGACCAGACAGAUAAACCUCCCACUGGUUCGUUUGACCACAGAUCACUGGUGGACUACUUGUACUGGGAGAGAGAGUCUAAACGUAUGUUAGAAGAGGAGCGAGUUCCUGCCACUCUGCUACCAAGUCAGAAAAAGGUGGAAGAGGAAAUAAAAUCUGAAGAAAAGGAAGGCACUGAAGGUAAUGGUGAAAAGGUAGAAUACGUUUAUGAGGAGAUUGUGGAGGAGGUUGAGGGAGGAGAGGGUGACGAGGAGGUGAUCGAGGAAGUGAUUGAGGAGGUAAUAGAGGAAGAAGUGGUGGAGGUGGAAGACAAAAACAAAGAGGAAGAACGAAGCGUACAACUUGUUAAAGCAAAAACUGAGAAAAACACUGCUGCAUCCGUCACUUCUCAAGAAAUCGCACAACCUCCUCCAGAGCUUCCCGAUUCAAGGAAGGAAGGAGAAGCUCCCAGAUCAGAGCAGAAUCAGGAAGAAUCAAAGAUUACCAACGGUACACAACCUGUACAAGUCCGCUCUGAAGAGGUUCAGUCAGCCUAUGAGAACUGGGUCCCUGAGAAAGAGGAGAGAGUCAUAUCGAAGCUGAAGAUCCCCAAGCUGGCACUCGGCGAUGGGAUGAUCAAAAAGACGGCGAGACCCUCUGGGAACGAGACCAAUCUGGACAGCACUCUUCACAAGCUUCGCAAAAACAACCCAUCCGUGACUGAGGUCAACCUCAACAACAUCGAGAACAUUCCCAAAGAGAUGCUCCUGGAAUACGUAGACGCUCUGAAGAAGAACAAGUACGUGAAGACCUUCAGCAUUGCCAACACUGGAGCUGACGAAAACGUGGCCUUCUCUCUGGCCAACAUGCUGCGCGAGAACAAAAGCAUCACCACACUAAACAUCGAGUCCAACUUCAUCACCGGGAAGGGAAUCAUCGCAAUCGUGCGCUGUCUACAGUUUAAUGAAACUCUGACCGAACUUCGCUUCCACAAUCAGAGGCAUAUGCUGGGCCACCACGCCGAGAUGGAGGUGUCGCGUCUCCUCAAAGCCAACAACACGCUCUUGAAGAUGGGCUACCACUUCGAGUUGCCUGGACCUCGAAUGGUCGUGACCAACUUGCUCACCAGGAACCUGGAUCGCCAGCGACAGCAGAGGAAAGAAGAUCAAAAGCAGCAGCAAAUGAAGGAACAGAGGCAGAUCAUGGAGAUGUACGAGAGCAGUCUGAACCUGCCUCCUGGUCUUCUAGAGAUGUUAGGAGGCUGUGUUCCUGAGAUGGCACUUCUGCAGGCCAUGCAAGAGGCGUCCAAUGCCCCUCAAGGUUCGCCAGAGCGUUCCCCUGCACGUUCUCCAGCACGUUCCCCAGCAUCAAGCCCGUCUCCACAGCUACGCAAGAUACACCACCCACAGGAGCAACCUACCGCUACCUCAAACUCAAACUCGGGUUCGAGCAGUCUGCUGAGGGACGUUCAUCUUAAGAAGACCCCAAAACGGCGAGACCCUUUCCUGGAGCUGAACCAGAAAGAGGACAGAAGGACAGAGGUAAGGUCUAACGUUCAUCUCCGCAGUACUCCUAGACAGAGGAGCACCACGAGCGACGAGCCAGCGGACGAACGGGCCAACCUCAAAGACCUCAUAAAGACUCUGAAACCGGUUCCUCGAAGGAGGCAGCCUCCGAAAGUGGAUCUGACACCACGUGAUAUGCUCCUGAGCGAAAUUCGACAGAGCAAUGUGGCCUAUCUGAAAUCGGUUCCUCUCCCCAAAGUUCUGGAGUCGAGCGAAACCAGUCUUUUCUGAGGAGAGCAAGCUUUUAUUGGACCCCAUAAAACACAUAAAUCUCCAGCUGUUUGAAGAUUCAGAGUUCUGACAAACACACAGAGACCAGAGUGGACGUUCUCAACUACCAGUGGCUACCCUACAACACUAAUUACACCACGUCUCACUAUUAAAUGACAGGUGUUGGAAUGAGUAUAUGUAGACUAUCUCAGUUCUUUAAUUAAGCAAUAAUACACUAAAGGAUUGGCUAUAACGAGUAAUAUUAGCACUGAGUAUAGAGUAGAGCAGCACAGCUGUGCAAGUAUUACAUGUUAUAGCACAAACCUCGAGAGUAUUAUUGCGAUUAUAUCACAGUUCCAUUAUCACUGUUUAUUGAAAUAUGUUGAGUUAAAGAGGAUGAGAAAAUACGAUCUGUUUGGUUAUAAAAACAGUUCCUUUGCUGCUCUGUUUGUAGCUGCGCUGUUUGGCUUGUAAGCGCUGCAGCGUUGCUAGGUUACCUGUAUUUGGCGAAGUAAUACAUGGAGAGCUUCGAUUACAGUGCAUUACCAGCUGACAAUGUCACUCAUAAAACGCCUCUCAGCCAGUCACAUUACAGGGUAAAAACUAACUGUGGUAUAAUAGUCUUUAAUCGAAUAUCCGUGGACAAGCAUGCUUUAAAGCACAUAACAGAAAUAUAAUUUCUAUCAGGGUUAUCUAAUCAUUUUAAUUAAUGUAUCAGUAUAAGCUUUCCCCACACUUUUUAUUUACUUAAUUUCUUCAAAAUUAUAUCAUAUUAUAUAUAUUAAUUUUUAAACACCAACUUGUGCUUCUGUACUGUACUGUGUUUUUGAAACGUUGAAAUGAAUGUAUUUUUUUACCCUUAUUAUCCUUUUACACAGGAAUACUUCCUGAAAUUGACUUUGUAUUCUGCAUUUCGAGCACAGAGAAGAGAUAUACUGCAUGUUUAAAACUGGGCUAGUCCAAGGUUAACCUAGUUAAACAGUCAUUAUGAGAAACCACCAUAUUUACAUUAUUUAUAUACAUGUAUUUUAUAUCUAAAAUAUGAAUAAAGAAAUGUUGCCUUUGUGAUUUUC
Molecule: messenger RNA, 3275 nt
Organism: Astyanax mexicanus (Mexican tetra)
Lineage: Eukaryota; Metazoa; Chordata; Actinopteri; Characiformes; Acestrorhamphidae
Gene: lmod3
Product: leiomodin 3 (fetal)
Exons: 4
Coding region: 127-2223 (698 amino acids)
Biological process (GO): myofibril assembly; muscle contraction; pointed-end actin filament capping
Cellular component (GO): myofibril; striated muscle thin filament
Molecular function (GO): tropomyosin binding
Source: RefSeq, a predicted model, not a curated record